UAUCUAAAUCCAUUUCUCUUGCAACCAUUUUAUGUCCGGGACUGCGAGACACGAGGGCUCGAGAGGGCGACCAAAAUUUCCCAUUUUCACCUCAUUUCUUAGGGAUUUCCCCUCCUUGUUCCCAUCGAUCAGAGGGCCCUCUUGUUCUUGGCUUACCCAUUUGAUUCCGUGGGAAGCCAAAGAAACGAUUUUUGGUCGGGAUUUGUGGUUGGAUUCUUGAUUUGUUCGGUUCCUGGGAGAGGAGGAGGUAUCACUGUAUCAGGGAGGGAGCAAGGGAGCAACCAUGAGCGGCGGAAGCGGGAGUUUCCUCGAGAUCCAGCCUUCGGAGCUCGCAUUUCCAUUUGAAUUAAUGAAGCAGAGCUCGUGCUCCAUGACACUCACCAAUAAGACUGACCAUUAUGUAGCAUUCAAGGUCAAAACAACUAACCCGAAGCAGUACUGUGUGCGCCCCAAUAUCGGCGUUGUAUUACCAGGGUUGACUUGUGAUGUUACAGUAACAAUGCAAGCACAGAAGGAGGCACCUCCUGACAUGCAAUGCAAGGACAAGUUCCUAGUUCAAAGUGUUGCAGCUGAGAAUGGUGCAACAACUCAAGAUAUUAAUGCGGCAAUGUUCAAUAAGGAGCCAGGGAGGGUUGUUGAUGAAUUCAAGCUGCGUGUGAUUUAUGUGCCAACUACUACGCCCAGCGCGAUCCCUGAAGAAUCUGAACUAGGGAGUUCUGCUCACUCAUUUGCUCAAGAAAACGGGACCCAUCAUUUUGCGAUGCCACAAUCUGUUUCUAGAUCAUCUGCUGAAUCAACAAAGGAGAAGUCCUCUGAGGCAACGUCCAUGAUCUCCAAACUAACUGAGGAGAAAAUGUCUGCCAUUCAGCAAAACCAGAAGUUACGGCAAGAGCUGGAGCUUCUACGGAAAGAAAGCAGCAAAAACAGCGGCAGUUUCUCCAUCACCUUCUUGAUCAUCGCGGGCAUUCUAGGCAUCGUUGUCGGCUACAUCCUCAAGAGGACAUGAGAGCUAUACUCCCAGGAUACCUUACACAUGGUAUGCGGCCCCUCGUGUUUUUCCUCCUAAAAGGAGCGCUUGCUCUAACGUGUAACAACAGUCAUCCUAGAAACUUUGGUUUGUGUUCAUUAUGUUGGUGGUUCAUACUUUUCUGAGAUUUUUUAUUUGGUAGACUUUGUGUUUUUUUAAGACUAACAGCCGCAACUUCUGUCACAUUCACCAUAAUCAUUAUUCUUUGUGAUCUCGUGUUUA
Messenger RNA from Phragmites australis (common reed), 1249 nucleotides. Its product is annotated as vesicle-associated protein 1-3. The transcript is spliced from 8 exons. Bases 284 to 1006 code for a protein of 240 amino acids. Lineage: Eukaryota; Viridiplantae; Streptophyta; Magnoliopsida; Poales; Poaceae. The record is from RefSeq and is a predicted model, not a curated record. Gene Ontology annotation, cellular component: plasma membrane; endoplasmic reticulum membrane. Gene Ontology annotation, biological process: endoplasmic reticulum membrane organization.